Rhodotorula toruloides NP11 is the source of this 1116-nucleotide messenger RNA. RefSeq lists its product as uncharacterized. NCBI's taxonomy places the organism in Eukaryota, Fungi, Basidiomycota, Microbotryomycetes, Sporidiobolales, Sporidiobolaceae. The transcript has 5 exons. The coding region runs from base 1 to 1116 and encodes 371 amino acids. The record is from RefSeq and is a predicted model, not a curated record.
AUGCCCCUCCUGCAUGGAAGACCGUCAACGCAGCGGCAGGCUCAACCGGGACACGUAGACCUGGAAGAGACGGUAUCCGUCCAGGGUCCGACAGGGCAAACGACGGCCGCCGCCGCCAUGCAGUCUAUCCUGAACGAUGCCGCACGGCAGCAGGGACUCGGUGUUGGCCAUCCCGGUCACAAGGGGGAGGGACCAGCCAGGAGCUCGCAUUGGGCAGCUUGUCAGCUCUCCUUUGUCGGGUCGACCGGGCUCGCGCUCCUCCACACGCAUCUGCGGCUCACGGGUCAGCUUGCACCCUCCGAUCCCGUCCACGAGGAGGCCUGGCAUGAGAUACAACUACCCGCAACUGCUCAGACGCUUGACGUCCUGCUGCACGCGCCUAGCCGCAGGAACGGCUCGGGCAACUCGAUCGUCGAGUUCAAACGGCUCGUCCGAAGUCGCAUGCACGAAUACAUCGACUUCUUCAAUCCUUCCCUACUGCAACAGACACGCAGCUUGCGCAACGGAGUCGAACUGCCCGACGAAUCGUUCUUUGUGCCGGCCGUCAUGUCCGGCGAAGAAGGCGCCGGUUCUGUAGCGUGGAGCACAUCCGUCGCCAUCCCUCAUCUCGGCAUUCACCCUGCAUCGGCAGCCGGCCACCUCGUCGUCCAUCUCCAGCAUCCCAACCUUGGCGCUAUCCUUUUCUUUGAGGUUCGCAAGAUAUGGAUCCACCUCGACCCGACAUGUCCGCUCCGACCGACGCACCGAUCGCAGUCACGUCCCGUCGCUUACGCAUGCCUCUUCAACCUCAUCCUGCUUGGCGACCUCAGGAGACACGACGUCGAUAACGAGAUGUGCAGGCUCGACGACUUCCCUCGCAUUGCUGACUACGUACUCGGCAACUCGCAUGACGACCAUGGCCAGCGGGACUUCUAUCUCGAUUUCAAGGGCUGGGUCAUCGAAACGUUCAAGACGCCGCAUUCGCGCAACCAAAUUGUGUCCGACACGCUCGCAUGGCUGCGCCAAGAGUCGCUGCAUCUGCAGGCCUUGGACGACGAGGACUGGGAGCUUAUUGGACCAGAGCUGGGCCGGCUGAUCGGGCGCCAGCUCGAGCAGGUCGUCCGUAUGCUGGAGUAG